Molecule: messenger RNA, 705 nt
Organism: Solanum tuberosum (potato)
Lineage: Eukaryota; Viridiplantae; Streptophyta; Magnoliopsida; Solanales; Solanaceae
Exons: 1
Coding region: 1-705 (234 amino acids)
Source: RefSeq, a predicted model, not a curated record
AUGGGAUUGUCUAACUCAAAGACAGUUGGAGCUCCUAUUGAGCUGAAUCAGAAGCUCACAACUACAGAGUUUAACUUACAUUUUCCUACUGGUAAUGGAGAUGAUAGGGUGCUGGAUGAUCCUAGUGUGUAUCAGAAGUUGGUAGGAAGGUUGCUUUACCUAACAAUAACAAGACCAGACAUAGCCUUUGCAGUACAGCUCCUAAGCCAAUUCAUGCAUAGCCCUAAAACAUCUCAUAUGAAAGUAGCAAUGAGGGUAGUAAGAUAUGUCAAACAAGCACCAGGGAUGGGAAUACUUAUGACAGUCAAUACAACUAACCAGUUAAUUGCAUACUGUGAUGCAGAUUGGGCUGCAUGUCCAAACAACAGGAAAUCAAUCACUGGUUACAUGGUUACAUAUGGAGGUUCCUUGAUCUCAUGGAAGUCAAAAAAGCAGGAUACAAUUUCAAGAAGCUCAGCUGAAUCUGAGUAUAGGAGUUUGGCUUCAACAGUUGCAGAAAUUAUAUGGCUGGUUGGUCUCUUUAAGGAGUUAGGGGUGGAACUAAAGUCGCUAGUGCCUAUAUAUAGUGACAGCAAAUCUGCCAUACAAAUUGCAGCCAAUCUAGUUUUCCAUGAACGAACCAAACACAUAGACAUCGACAGUCAUUUCAUAAGGGAAAAGGUACAACAGGGAAUGGUUCAGCCUAUGUAUCUGAAGACAACAUAA